Messenger RNA from Klebsormidium nitens, 2981 nucleotides. NCBI's taxonomy places the organism in Eukaryota, Viridiplantae, Streptophyta, Klebsormidiophyceae, Klebsormidiales, Klebsormidiaceae. The record is from the annotation of a GenBank genome assembly.
CACAAGCUCAUAAGGCCUUGCGGAUCGCGAUGCUACUACUAGGGGGCCAACACUGACAAUGACAUCAGCUUCACCCUCAGGGUCUCAGGCUCAGCAGGCUCAUGAGUCAUGAAUGCUCAGGCUAGAGUCACUUUCUGCAACUCGAGUCUUGGAGAGGGGAGGACGACAUUCCUAGCCGCGCGUUCCAAAAUGAGCACCAUAGGAGUUCUCAGGGGCUCUGUGUGUGGCCUGAUCCUCAACAAGAGCCUCAAUUGCGCUGCAGAGGACCUUCAUGCAACAAGGCAUAGUUGCGCGAGACUUGUCCAGAAGCACUCAGGCCCUGCGCGCUUCCAGAGACUCAUCAGGCCUGAUCUUCUGGACGUGCCAGCUUGUUCUGUCGCAGUCAGACGCCCAAUGAGACCAGCAUUCCGUCCUCACGUUUCUGUAUCAGGCCCAACUGAAGUGGAUGCGGCAGAAGCUGCGGACAGUCCAGUGGAAAAAACUUCCUCAUUGGACCUACUCAAGGGCUCCCCUUCCCCGUUGGGCGUCUCCCUAUCUCCUGGCGAAGACUCCGUCAACUUUGCCCUGUUCUCUGAGCACGCAAAAGGUGUCACGCUCUGCCUGUGGAUAGAUGCUACUCGAGGACAGCCUCCCACUGACGAAAUUUCCCUUUCAGCGAAUGACAACCGGACGGAAAAUGUCUGGCAUGUUGCCGUGAAGGACCUCCCCAAGAAGGGCGUCCUGUACGGCUACAAAGUCAGCGGAGAGGGCGGCUGGGAGACCGGCCUUCGAUGGAGUCCCGACACCGUCCUACUCGAUCCGUAUGCCAAGCUGGUGGAGGGCCGGCGCUACUUUGGGCAGCGAGACGAGGAGGGGCUCGGAGUUUUGGGUACAUACGACCUCGAGACGGAGCCGUUCGACUGGGGGGAGGAUUACGCACCACCCGCCAUCCCGGAGAAAGACCUUGUCAUCUACGAGAUGAACGUUCGUGGCUUCACAGCGGAUGCGACCAGCGGUGUCCCUGAGGACAUCCGGGGCAGCUACAAGGGCCUCAUCGAAAAGGUGCCGCACUUGGUGGAGCUUGGUGUGAACGCGGUUGAGCUGCUUCCGGUGAUGGAAUACGACGAGCUGGAGUUUCAGAGGAGGAAGAACCCCCGCGACCACAUGGUCAAUACGUGGGGCUACUCGACGGUCAACUUCUUUGCGCCCAUGACGCGCUAUGCGAGCGGCGGAGGGGGCCCCAUGGUGGCCUCGCGCGAGUUCAAGGAGAUGGUCAAGGCCCUGCACGCAGCAGGAAUCGAGGUCCUCCUGGAUGUUGUCUACAACCACACCAACGAGGCUGACGACGAGUUCCCCUUCCUGACAUCAUUCCGCGGCAUCGACAACCUGGUCUACUACAUGGUCGACUUUGACAGCUGGGUCCAGCUACGCAACCUAGCAGGCUGCGGAAACACUCUCAACUGCAACCACCCCGUCGUAAUGGAGCUCAUCCUGGACAGCCUGCGGCACUGGGUGACCGAGUACCACGUGGACGGCUUCCGUUUCGACCUGGCGAGCGUUCUGUGUCGCGAUACCAACGGGAGGCCUAUGCCAGCUCCUCCCCUUAUCCGAGAGAUCGCCAAGGACCCCAUUCUUUCUAGAGCCAAGAUAAUUGCAGAGCCCUGGGACUGCGGGGGGCUGUACCAAGUGGGCAGCUUCCCCAACUGGGACCGGUGGGCGGAAUGGAACGGAAGAUACAGGGACGACCUAAGGCGAUUCCUCAAGGGCGACCCGGGGCAGAAGAGCAACUUCGCGACCCGUGUGGCCGGAUCCGCUGACCUCUACCACACCAACAACCGCAAGCCGUACCACAGCAUCAAUUUCAUCAUCGCCCAUGAUGGUUUCUCCCUCUACGACCUUGUCUCGUACAACUCAAAGCACAACGAGGCCAACGGCGAGCAAGGCCGUGACGGCAGCAAUGACAAUUUCAGCUGGAACUGCGGGGCAGAAGGUGAAACGAACGACGAGGGAGUCCAGGGCCUCCGCAUCCGCCAGAUGAAGAACUUCCACCUCGCGCUGAUGGUAUCGGUGGGCACGCCGAUGAUCCUGCAAGGCGACGAAUACGGGCAUACGCGCGGCGGCAACAACAACAGCUACGGGCACGACAACCAGAUGAACCACUUCCUGUGGAGCAACCACGGCGACCUGCCUACGCUGGACAAAGCGCGCGACGGAUUCUUCGCCUUCACACGCAAGUGCAUCGAGUUCCGGAAAAAGCACCCAAUGCUGGCCCGGGAGAACUUCCUCUCUGACUCUGACGUCACCUGGCACGAAGACAACUGGGGCAACUGGGAGAGCCGGUUCCUGGCUUUCACCUUCCAUGAGGGCCAGCUCGGCGGCGGCGACCUGUACCUGGCGUUCAAUGCGCACGACUUUUGGGUGGAGGCAAUGCUGCCCGCCCCCCCGGCCGGCAAGCAGUGGUUCCGAGUGGUCGAUACGAACCUAGCGGCACCCGACGACUUCGUUGAGGAAGGGGUACCAGGACUUGGCGGGAAAUACAGUCUUACGCCAUACUCUUCCAUCAUGUUGCUGGCAAAGGAUGCCUAACGUUGCGUUUGUAGCUAUCUUACUCUCUGCGAGUUGAAGAGAAGAGCUUUUGCACAGCUCGCCCAUCUGCUUUUAGUGGUUUGAAGCGCGGUUGGAUGUGCUUUUUGCUAGCCAUAGACGAGGUGGAAGAAUAAGGGUGGGCGAAACCACAGAGUUUGAAGCGGACGGAUCCUCGCAGAACCUCGGUUCCCUCCAAAACGAACCUUGGAUGAGACUUCCACACAGGCUCAGGACUAAUUUAGCCGCACGGUUGAAGGCAUCACUUUGGCGAGAGAAGGAGCCUCUUUAAGAGGAAAGCAUCUUCUCGAGCUAUUGUUUUGAUUUCUUGCCCGCAUCGCUGCCUUUCAAUGCGGGCAGUACAUGUUGGAUGUGACAAAGUGUUUGAUCUACUAAAUUCCCGACGGGCCUGGCCAACG